UAUUUUCCUUCGUAGUCAUUUUUUUUUCAACAAAAUUGGUCCAAUCAGUUCAUCUGUGUACUUCAUGUUUUAACUGAAACAAUGUACCCUGUGCAAAUCGAUGCCUAGCGAUGGCCCUCGAUCAGGUCCAGUGCUUCACCUGCCUCCAGGGGCCAUCGAAUCUUGCGGAUCUUAUUCCGAUCGAGCGAGAAAAAUGCGAAAACAUCGUUGACGCGCUCGAGAAACACUUCUGGUUUAAGGAAAAUGAUUUUGAGGACCAACAGCUGUGCAGACUUUGCUGGGUUCAAAUCGAUAAGUUCCACCAGUUUUAUUUAGCGAUUGAAGAUUUGCACAGGGUACGUAAAAGUGCGGACCAUGACUACUCACCCGAUUUAGUUUCACCGGAAACGGACGUAGAAUAUUUGGAAGAUUACCUGGACGAAGGAAUUGUCCAAAAUGGUACUUAUGAAAAUGUUUUCACCGAAACUGAUGAAGAUUUGAAGAUAAAGAUAGACAUAGACAAGACGAAUCUCAAAGAAGAAUCGAAAGAAAUCAAACAGGAAUCUGACGAAAGGAGUAAGUUAUCUCAAAAGGAAUCUACAAAAAAAAUUAUACCUGUAACCGUAACAAGAGAACGGAAACAUCGGGUUGUUGUAAAUAAGAAACCAAACAAAAAACUUCAAGCAUUCCUCCUACAGGACCAGUACAUUCGAAAGCAUGUGCAAUAUAUUUGCAACCAAUGUGGUGACAAUGCGGAAACGUUUGUGAAUUUUGUCAAGCACGCUCGACUGGAACAUGGAGUAGCUUCUCCAUAUUUGAUGUGCUGUGGGAAUAAGUUCUACAACAAAUCACGGCUCUAUCAGCACGUGCAGGCGUUCAACGAUCCGGACACUUUCCGGUGUGAGCAGUGUAAGAAAAAUUUCUCGGACAACGAAGGAAUCAAACGGCACAUGCGAGAGUUUCAUGCUACGGAAGAUGAGCGCGCUUUCAAAUGUGAUCGUUGUCCGAAAAGUUUUGUUACCGAGUACAAGCUGUCGGUGCAUUUAAAGGAUCACGAAGAUCAGGAGCAUAACGCAUUGGAUUGCAAAUACUGUGGCACGAGUUACAAAUCACGAUUAACGCUGAACAACCAUAUUAAAUUCAAACACACCCAACCCAUCGAGUUUGUUUGCGAAAUUUGCGCCAAGGGAUUCCACGGUUUUACCGCAUUUAUGGAACAUAAGCUACUGCACAAAGAUCCCAGCGAGCUGAAGAUGCAGUGCGAAAUUUGCCACAAAUGGUUGAAAACCCGGGCCAUCUGGAAGCGACACGUUGCGCGCCACGAGGAUGUGGAAUGUACCUGUGAAAUAUGUGGCCACGUGUCCCCCAACAAGCAGGCCAUGAAGGCACACAAAAUACGGCAGCAUAGUAAAGGGGAGCGCAUUUUUCAGUGCCGACACUGUCCGAAAGUGUUUCGGCAAGCAGCAAAUCUGAAGGAUCACGAAGCAUCGGUUCACAGUGGAGACGUCCUGAAUCGAUGCCUGUUUUGUGAUAAGCGUUUCAAUUCACGGGCCAAUAUGCACGCGCACCAGAAGAAGAUGCACCCGAUCGAAUGGUCCGAGCAUCAUCGGAAGCGGUUUUAUUCCAAGUAAGUUGCCGCGGUAAGUGUGAGACUAAUUUUAUUUUAUUUUGAAGAGAUUAACGUCCUAGCUGUCUCGAAUGUUUUUUUAUGUAGGAUAAAAGCAGAUAUUUUAUUUUGAAAUGUGUAAAUG
This is a messenger RNA of Uranotaenia lowii, 1730 nucleotides long. RefSeq names its product transcription factor grauzone-like. The record is from RefSeq and is a predicted model, not a curated record. Lineage: Eukaryota; Metazoa; Arthropoda; Insecta; Diptera; Culicidae. Bases 111 to 1610 code for a protein of 499 amino acids. Gene Ontology annotation, biological process: regulation of transcription by RNA polymerase II. Gene Ontology annotation, cellular component: nucleus. Gene Ontology annotation, molecular function: RNA polymerase II transcription regulatory region sequence-specific DNA binding; zinc ion binding; DNA-binding transcription factor activity, RNA polymerase II-specific. The transcript has 3 exons.